UCUCUCGGUCAAGCAAUAGUGUUGUGUUCCUGCCUGCUCACGGAAGGCGCCUCGCUCGCGUUUGCAGUCGAGAACUACAUUUCAGAUUUAGAUUAACUUGCCACUGGCUAGAUUCUGAAAAUUUUCCAUCCGUCUGCCUAAGACCAAUAUUACCGUAUCGAAAAUCUUCACUAAUAUAACGUCCCAUAACGAAACAAUACCCCCAAAAAGGGAGGAUUUUAACAUUCACAAUUCGUCAAAUCGAGACAAAGAUACAAAUAUCGCCUUAAGUCUAAAAGAAAUCUGAAAUCCAAAGAAGUUUCCUGAAAAGGCUCUUUCCUCACCCCCUCCCCCGCCCAGCGCUCCACCAUGCAACACCCCGCCCACCUCCUGGUCGCCGCCCUCCUCCUCCUUCUCGCGCCCGCCUCCUCGUCUUCGAAGAAAGACCACUACCGCUUCCGCUCAGACACGCCCACAGAGGAUCCCGAAUUCAGCGGCGAAGACAAUUAUUUCGGAAACAGCAUCACCCCCGCCUCUCGCUGUCGCCACAACUACCACGAGCGAACCGAAAACGCCAUCAAUCGACAGAUCAACUUGUUCCUUCACGUGGGAUACGUGUAUAACAGCAUGGCAUAUCACUUCGGGCGCUGCGACGUGGCUCUCCCGGGCUUCAACACUUUCUUCAAGCAAAUGGCCCAAGAACAGCGCGAGAAAUCCGAGUCGCUCAUGACGUACCAGAACCUUCGAGGAGGACUGGUCACCCUCCAGCAGGUGACAGCGCCGGCCACGUCGGAAUGGGGCACUGGACUCGAGGCAAUGCACCGCGCGCUCGAACUCGAGAAGAGCUUGAAUCAAGCACUGCUGGAGCUGCACAUGGUGGCACUGCAGCACGAGGACAUUCACGCUGCCACUCUCAUCCAGACCAACUUCAUCAACCCACAGGUCGAGAAGAUCUUCACCAUCAGUCAGUACAUCACCAACCUGGAGCGAGUGGGACCUGGUCUUGGCGAAUACAUGUUCGACAAACUUCCGCAGAAUUAGCUCGUAUGAAUUGCAACUAUGAUAAAUUAGGAGCGUCAGUGAUUGCAUUGUGAAGCGGGAACAUUGCUGAGAAGAUUAUACUUUGAGAUCGGAUGUUGAUACACAACAUGCACAUAAAUAAAUAAAUAAAUAAAUAAAUAUAUAUAUAUAUAUAUAUAUAUAUAUAUAUAUAUAUAUACAUAC
Molecule: messenger RNA, 1203 nt
Organism: Penaeus chinensis
Lineage: Eukaryota; Metazoa; Arthropoda; Malacostraca; Decapoda; Penaeidae
Product: soma ferritin-like
Exons: 5
Coding region: 349-1020 (223 amino acids)
Biological process (GO): iron ion transport; intracellular iron ion homeostasis
Cellular component (GO): cytoplasm
Molecular function (GO): ferrous iron binding; ferric iron binding
Source: RefSeq, a predicted model, not a curated record